Messenger RNA from Homo sapiens (human), 3119 nucleotides. RefSeq names its product speedy/RINGO cell cycle regulator family member E1 (gene SPDYE1). Gene Ontology annotation, molecular function: protein kinase binding. The transcript has 9 exons. Bases 486 to 1616 code for a protein of 376 amino acids. NCBI's taxonomy places the organism in Eukaryota, Metazoa, Chordata, Mammalia, Primates, Hominidae. The record is from RefSeq and is marked validated.
ACCCUCAGCAGAGACAGACCCCAGAUCUGGGCCCAGGACUUUGUGCAGGGAGGGGAAAUGCAGACUGGACUCUGAAAUGGGCACGUACAGAGACGAAGAGACCCCAACAUGCUUCAGGCUUUGAGUGGAGAGGACACAGCCUCUGCUGGGACAGGGAACAGAGGGAUGUGGAGUCCCUGAAGAUGCUUUUGGACAAUGGUCUGAGGUUGGGACAGUGGCAGGAGAUACCAUUCACCCAGGAUCUCCAGGACAAGAGAUCAGCCUGGCAGUUACAUGUGUUUUUUUUUCAAACUGGUUGCCAGGUUGGCAUGAACGAUGACAUCAGAGAUUCCGACCUUCCUGAUUGGAGGGACCGGACUCCGUGGUGCCUGGAGAUCAGUUGGACAACAGUAUCUUCUCAGAGCUGUUCUCCACUCCUGACUUCUCCUAGGCUUGAGAAUUGAUAACAUACUCUUCUGGAUCCUAGCAGUGUCCAGAAGAAGGCCAUGGACAGAACGGAGACUAGGUUCCGUAAGAGGGGACAGAUUACGGGAAAGAUCACGACCAGCCGUCAACCGCACCGCCAGAAUGAGCAGAGUCCCCAGCGGAGCACCUCGGGGUACCCCCUCCAGGAGGUGGUGGAUGAUGAAGUGUUGGGACCAUCAGCCCCUGGGGUAGAUCCCAGCCCCCCAUGUAGGUCCCUUGGCUGGAAAAGGAAGAGGGAGUGGUCAGAUGAAUCUGAGGAGGAGCCGGAGAAGGAGCUCGCCCCUGAGCCUGAGGAGACCUGGGUAGUGGAGACGCUGUGUGGGCUCAAGAUGAAGCUGAAGCAACAGCGAGUGUCACCCAUCCUCCUUGAGCACCACAAGGACUUCAACAGUCAGCUUGCCCCUGGGGUAGAUCCCAGCCCCCCGCAUAGGUCCUUUUGCUGGAAAAGGAAGAUGGAGUGGUGGGACAAAUCUGAGGAGUCGGAGGAGGAGCCACGGAAGGUGCUCGCCCCUGAGCCUGAGGAGAUCUGGGUGGCGGAGAUGCUGUGUGGCCUCAAGAUGAAGCUGAAGCGACGGCGAGUGUCGCUCGUGCUCCCUGAGCACCACGAGGCCUUCAACAGGCUGCUUGAGGAUCCUGUCAUUAAAAGAUUCCUGGCCUGGGACAAAGAUCUGAGGGUGUCGGACAAGUAUCUCCUUGCUAUGGUCAUAGCGUAUUUCAGCCGAGCCGGCUUCCCCUCCUGGCAAUACCAACGCCUUCAUUUCUUCCUGGCUCUCUACCUGGCCAAUGACAUGGAGGAGGACGACGAGGACUCCAAACAAAACAUCUUCCACUUCCUGUAUGGGAAGAACCGCUCUCGCAUACCCUUGCUCCGUAAGCGUCGGUUCCAGUUAUACCGUUCCAUGAACCCGAGGGCCAGGAAGAACCGCUCUCACAUACCCUUGGUCCGUAAGCGUCGGUUCCAGUUACGCCGUUGCAUGAACCCGAGGGCCAGGAAGAACCGCUCUCAGAUAGUCCUGUUCCAGAAACGUCGGUUCCACUUCUUCUGUUCCAUGAGCUGCAGGGCUUGGGUUUCCCCAGAGGAGUUGGAGGAGAUCCAGGCUUAUGACCCAGAGCACUGGGUGUGGGCGCGAGAUCGCGCUCGCCUUUCCUAGAGCUCCAGGGACCGUGGAGGCCUGAGGUCAUCGGCCUGAGAGAAGAACACCGGACCCAGGGGAGAUGUGGAUUUUCAGCAGGAACUUUAUUCCAAUGCUAAUGGCAGACACCAGGAAGGAGGAGAGGAACCAUUUGUGCAGAUCAUCUAGAAGAACCUGGACCAUUCUUGAUGGAGCUGAAUACAGUGAUCACGUUGUCCUCCUAGGAGCAGGGGUGGGGGGAGGGGGAUGGGGUCCUUCUAGGAGUCCUUGGAGAAAAGUAAGAAACCAGGAGUGUUUCCAGUUCCACCCUUUCCUGGGGCACCACCACCCUUUUUAUAUUGCUGAAUUCCAACCUCCCUGGGGCGGAACCUGGAGGUCCUGUUUCUUACGGACUUGGUUGCCACAGUCCAGGAGCAUUUGAAGGCACAAUGCAGGGGCUCAGAUUGGCACAGAAUUCUUUUGUGAAAUAUCAGUGCCACAGAUUGUAACAGAUAGCUUCAUGCACACUCUGCAUUUUAUUGGUUUGUUUGGAAAAUGUUGGCCAUUGAAUUAUUCAUAGAUUUAUUUCAAAUAGUUUGGAAAUUGUUGUACUUUUGAAAACAUGCUGUUCCUGUAGUUUUUUGAUGAGAGUUAUAGUUGUUAUAUAUACAUAAAGAUAAUUUUCUUUUCAUUUUUGAGACAAUUCUUUUUAUCCUAAAUAUUUUAUCAUCUUUAAAUUUGUUUCUGUAUUAUUAUAUGUGCUCCUGAAGCGAGCACUCUUUUUAUCUAUGAUACUUCCAUAAUAAUCUCUUCUAUUUAUAGCUAUUGGUAGUUCCCCUAAAUUCUGACGAUAGAAAUUUUUAUUUGCUGUUUAGGUUUGUGACUGAAUUGUGAGAAUUCAGUUGUGAUUUUUAACAUGUGUCAGAUAUAUAUACUAACACGUCUAAUAUAUACUAUUUUAUUGGUUUAUUUUGAAAAACAUGGGUAUAGAAUUAUUUAAAUAUUAUUUUAUUUAUUUAAAUAUUUAUUAAAUAUAUUUAUUUAUUUAAAUGUUAUUAUUACUUUAAAUAUUAUUUUAAAUAUUUUGGAAAUACUGGUAUUUUUGAAUAGAUGCUGUUUCUAUAAAGCUGUGUGAUGGUAUUAUAACUGUUAUAUACACAUACAUAUAAUUUUGUUUUCCUUUUUAAGAGAGGAUUCUUUUCAUCCUAAAUCUUUUACCUUUCAAUCUUUGUAUCUAUUAUUACACGUGCUGCUGAAGGGAGCAUGGUUUUUAUCUAUGAUACUUAGUUAACAUAUAUAUUACAUUUAUAGCUAUGUAGUAGUUCCCCUAAAUUCUUGUAAAAAUAAAUUUUUAUUUGAUAUUUCAUCUAUGUUUGAAAUGUGAGAAUUCAGAUGUAAUUUUUUACCUUGAUUUGGCAUGUUUGUAUGUUACUUUAAAGAGGAUGUGUGUUCUAAAGGAGGACAUGAGCUGUGUGUUUUCAAGAGAACAAUAGAGUGUGUCUCUUGGGGAAACGUAAUAAAAAUGAACUUUUCUCACCUUCA